This is a messenger RNA of Fraxinus pennsylvanica, 336 nucleotides long. Lineage: Eukaryota; Viridiplantae; Streptophyta; Magnoliopsida; Lamiales; Oleaceae. The record is from the annotation of a GenBank genome assembly.
AUGAUGAAGAGCACAAGGAUUUGCUGGAAUAUAAUGAGCCACACUACGCAGGCAUCUUUGCAAUUGAACUACUCUUUGGUCUUGCAUUAUCAGUAUUUAAGAAAUACAGUUUGCUCUGUAGCGGCAAGACUCCAGCUUUUUGGUUGCUACAUGCUUUAUGGAGUUGCAGGAUUUUCUCAAAUCUCUUGGAUGGAAAUGCUAUACAAGACAUGCAGUGGAAAGAAUGUUGGAGGGGCUGGAUAUGUGGAAAAAAGAAAUAGUGCAUUUUCUUCACUGGUGAUGUGGGCUCUUCUGACUGUGGAGUGUGAAAAAUGCUCUUCAGAUAGCUCAGGUUGA